Lingula anatina is the source of this 1863-nucleotide messenger RNA. RefSeq names its product progestin and adipoQ receptor family member 3. Gene Ontology annotation, cellular component: membrane. The record is from RefSeq and is a predicted model, not a curated record. NCBI's taxonomy places the organism in Eukaryota, Metazoa, Brachiopoda, Lingulata, Lingulida, Lingulidae. Gene Ontology annotation, molecular function: signaling receptor activity.
UAUGUUGGUCAAGGCAACCAGCAGGAAUUCAACAAAUAUAGAAAAUUAGGUCUGAAAAAUGUCAAUAUCUAAAACAGAUAGUUGAUAUUAAACUUGGGGAAAGGGAGUUUGCACCUUUUAUUAUUAUGGGGAUGCCAGUAGAUUAUAAAAGUAAUCUAAAGAGUAGAAAUGUUUCACAAAGUUCAAGUGGUGCUGACACUGUCUAUGUGUUUAUGGACAUAGAGAUAGACCGUGGCUGCCAGGCAGCUGUAUGCACAUCUAUUGGGAAAGAAGACAUACAACUAUAUAAAUACAACGAAGUUCCAGAAUUUCUGCAAGGAAAUCCAUAUGUCAGGGAUGGGUACAGAGCAUUUCUCUCAUCCAAUGCCUGUAUAAAAAGUUUAUUUGUUUGGAAUAAUGAAACCAUCAAUAUCUGGUCACACCUCAUUGGAUUUGUGAUAUUUUGUUUGUGCACUCUGGUGGACAACAUUGUCAUGAUACCUCAUUACAGUGGAGGCUUCUCUGAUCAUCUCAUUGUUACUGCAGGUCUUUUGUGUUAUCAGUUUUGUAUGCUGUGCUCUGCUGGGUACCAUAUCUUCAACUGCCAUUCAGAGAGAGCCAGUAAACGCUGGUUAAUGACAGACCUGGCUGGGAUCUCUGUGGGGCUGAUUGGCUGCUACUUACCUGCAGUGCACUAUGCUUUUUACUGUCUGUCUAUAUGGCGAGACAUUUACCUUUUUACAGUGGCAAUCUUAUCAGCAGCAGUAUUAUUUACACAGCUUCACCCUCGCUCAUUCUCUCCACACUGGUGGACAAAAAGGUUAAUAUUGUACUGUUGUCUAGCUGCUUAUGGAAUUAUUCCUACCAUCCACUGGAUAUACCUGAGUGGUGGAUGGGAAGAAGAGAUGGUUCAGAUGUUUAUACCAAAAGUGGUAAUUAUGUACUUUUUUGGAAUGUCGGCACUCGGCUUUUACUUGACAAAGUUUCCUGAAAGAUAUUUUCCAGGUAAAGUUGAUUACAUCGGCUCCAGUCAUCAGUGGUGGCAUGUUAUUGUAGUAGCAGCUUUCUUUUAUUGGCAUGCUGCCGGGAGCGAGAUCUUUAUAUACAGGAUACAGCAUGCUCCUCAUAUGUGCAGUUAACCAAUAUUAUCAGCUUUGAACUGUGAUAAAAUAACAAGAAACACAGGUUUAAGCAUUGGUUUGCAUAUGUUAAAGUAAAGAAUGUGAGUGUUAUAAUUUGAAUAGUAGAAAAAUACCACUCCUAUGAAACCUUUGCAAAUGACUGGCGAACUGUACCAUUGUUAUUAGACAGCAUUAUAAAACUUGACUUAUUUCAGUUUUACAUUUUUGAAUAAGUAGAAGUCAACAAAAUUGAAAUUUGUGUAAUAUGUUUCUCAAUUGAAUGUUCAAUGAAUAAUUUUAUGAGAGCUAGUCACAUAUUAGAGCUAAUGUUGACAUUUUAUGAUUUUCUUAGUUUUCAAAUGCUUAUCCAUCUCUCAUUAGAUAGACUUCCUGUUAGACUGGUUUCUAACAGUUUUGCUCCUGACCAAAACACUAAUUUACAUUCCCAAUCACUGUUAAGACAACAGAUAUUAGCUGUUGGUUGUUUAAACUCAGGUUUUGUGAUUAUCACAUUUUUUGUAUUACCAUUAUACAAGUUUUUGAUUUGUUUUUAAAACAUUUGUUUGAGAACAGGUGCUGUUUGUAUCUGCAUCCAUUAUGCAGUCAUUUAUAUAGUGUUAAUGAGAUUAUCGAAUGAUUAUUAAGCCUACUGAAUUUUUUUUUAAUGUAGCAUUGUACCUGAAAUAACAUGAAUAAUCAAAAUAUAAUUGUAGGCAUUUUGUGUCCAAACAUGUUUUAGCAUUAUCAUAUAAAAUAAAUUCUU